Messenger RNA from Punica granatum (pomegranate), 912 nucleotides. Lineage: Eukaryota; Viridiplantae; Streptophyta; Magnoliopsida; Myrtales; Lythraceae. The record is from RefSeq and is a predicted model, not a curated record.
UGACGGUGGCGGGCUCGUGGCCCCCAUCCCUCUACAUCUCUCCCAAUAUCAUUUCCUUCACCAUCAUUCUCAUUACCUAUAUAUACAUAUAUAAAGAAACUCCAAUGGGCAAUGGCCAUUAACUCUCUUGAAUGAAUUUGUUCUUCAUCAUCGCUCUCUCUCAAACCGAUCCUCCAAGAAUUAAUCCUUCUUGUCCGAAAAAGAAGAUACAUUUCAAUUCGAUCAUGAGGAAGAACUGCAACCUGAAGCUUCAGCUUCAACCCUCCUCUGGCACUGAUCUUCUUCCACGCCCCUACCUUGAUACUGCAGCUGGCAGCCCUCAUCGCGAUGACCAUCAUCAUCAACAGCAGCAGCAGCAGCAGGAGCAGCAGCUGACGAUAUUCUACAAUGGACAAGUCUGCGUUUGCAAUGUCACUGAAGUCCAGGCGAGAGCCUUAAUGAUGCUCGCGAGUAGAGAAAUGAUGGGGACAAGCCCGAGUGGGGGAAGUAGUCCACGGGAUCAAGAAGAGGAGGAUUCCAGUAUUUCGCCGCUGAGUUAUUAUUCCCGGAUGGCGUCAGCACACACUCCGUCGAUGCCGAGCCCGACUACCGCGUUCUCAAUGAAGCGAUCGCUUCAGCGGUUUCUUCAGAAGCGGAGGCACCGGAUCUCAGCCGCUGCCCCUUACAAUGUCCGGUAGCUUAGCUAGCCAGGAUCUUUAAUCCAAUGAGUUUAUUGAAGUUGAUUGUGGAAUCCAAUGUACUAAAUCGGUUCAUUUGUAAACUGAUCUUUCUUUUUUUAUAAGUCGCACGAUUCGAUGUGCAUUUUUCCUCUCUGAAAAUAUUGACUAGAUAUAGAGCAGAUACACGUAUGUUGAUGUAAAUGUGUCAGUGGAUCUAUCUUGAUGUCAAUUCCAUUACUUUCUUUUUGUUUUC